AUGGAUGUUCAACAGCUUUUCGCGAAUCUUAAGAAAGUAGCUGAAUGCCCACUGUGUUUGUUGGAUACAGUGAACAAUCCCAAGACUUUGCCAUGUAUUCACUCAUUCUGCCUCGAGUGCCUUGACAAACAUACAAUUUUUGCAAGAAGACAACUACAAGCGACGAUCAAAUGUCCGGUUUGUCAGACAUCUUUUCAAAUUCCUGAAGGAGACUCGUUCAAGAACUUUCCCACAUCUUAUCAUCUCAACCGACUGGUAGAUGUUCUCGCUCUAAAAGAUGGCGGCGCACAGGCCCAGAAAUGCAGCAGUUGUGAUGAGAACAACACCGCUUCCUCUUACUGUUUCGUCUGCCAAAUGUUCCUCUGCACUGUUUGUUUUGAAGCUCAUCAGCGACUGAAGACCACAAGAGAUCAUCGCAAUGUUGUGAUAGAGAAAUUGCGAGUGCAAGAUGUUCAAGAGUUGAUCCACCGACCCGUCAUGUGUUCGCAACAAUAUCACGAAAAUCAACCGCUGGAAUUUUAUUGUGAAGAAUGCAAAGUUCUUAUUUGCCAGAAAUGCUGUAUAGUAAGCCAUAAUCGACACACCAUAACAGACACUCAGAAUGCCGCACGAGUACAGAAAAUGCAAAUGAAGGACGCUGUAGAGAAAGUGAAAGCGGAAACUGUUAUUUACGAGAACAAAAUAAGGAAACAAACCGAGCUAAUGGACAAAACUAAAAAUGAGAUUUUGUCGGCGGAAAAGAAGAUGACAGAUACCGUGGAGGAACGUAUCCAUGAAUUGCGGGAACAUGAGAGGGUCAUGGAAGCCAAAUUUGCUGAAAUCUAUGAAGCGCAACAAAAACAUCACGCAACGCAAAUAGAAAAUUUUGAGUUCAUUCUUACUCAACUAAAAAGUUGCCUUGAACGAAGUGAAAGUGCUCUGGAAAGAAACGUCAGUGCCGAGAUUCUUCAAACAAAUCAGAUCAUUGUUGGACGCUGUGAAGAACUUUUGAAUGUAACAAAGCCUGACAUUUAUAAACCACCCCACGUGAAUUACAUUAUCAAAAAUCAACUGAAUCCGGGUUUUGAUCGAAUUGUGGUUAGUAAUACAGAUCCCUUACUUUCCUUAGCGGAAGUGGACAAUCAAGAACUUGUAAGAGAAAAAACGGUGGCAAAUUUCAUCAUUGUAACUAGAGAUUCAGGUGGAAAGCAGUGUUACCAUGAAGAUGAUCAAGUAAAAGUCAACAUUAUAACUCCAACAGAUGAUCAACUGGAAACAGAGAUAAAAGACACCAAAGACGGCAAGUACACAGUGACAUACACACCACAGUGUGUUGGACAACAUGGGGUAGAGAUCCAAGUUAAUGGACAGCCGCUGACUGGUAGUCCCUGGCUUGUACAGGUGAUCAGUUCGCAUCAGUAUCAAUUUGGAUUUCAGUUUGGAUCAAAAGGAAAAGAGCAAGGACAGUUUAAGAAGCCUUGGGGUAUUUCUGUAGGCGAUAAGAGGAGAACACUUGCUGUUACUGAUUAUGAAAAUAAGAGAAUUCAGAUGUUUAGCUUUGAUGGAAAUUUCCUGAGAGAGAUUGCACGGGAUAUUGUUUCUACUUCGGUAGCUUUUACCGAGUCUGGUGACCUCCUUGUCCGUAGCCCUGGUGACUUCAAUAAAUUAUCUUUGUAUACUGAAGAUGGUCGGUUUAUCCGAUACAUCAGCGAUGAACAUGCAAAGAUACCGUGGUACAUAUCUAUUGGGUGAGGGUCGCAUAAUCACAUGUGACUGGGACGACAAAACAAUUAAAGUUCUCAGCCCUGAUGGGAAAAAUUUACUUCAGUCGUUCAGUGCUCCUGGUUGUGACGAGAGACCAUGGUGUGUUCUUUAUCACCAGAAGAAAUUCUUUGUUUCUUACUGUCACGCUGUCCGUGUCAUGGUAUUUAACAACGCAGGGGAGUAUCUUUAUGAUAUUGGCAGCGAGCGAUCUGGUAACGGGCAGUUAAGGUGUCCCACUUGUCUCGCUAUUGACAAGUUUAACCGUUUGAUCGUUUGUGAUCCGGGGAGCAGGAGACUGAAACUAUUCACACUAGAAGGAAAAUAUGUCGCUAAGGUAGCCGGGAGUUUUUUUGACCAUAAUUGUCAUCUUGUUGGUUGUGCCGUGUCUAAUACUGGACAUUUGUUUGUUACAGAUAAAAACAAACACUGUAUUUAUGUUUUCAACUAGCACAGUGCGGAAAUUGAAUAACUCCAGGAUUAACUCUUUUUUUAAGCACUGAUUAUUGUUAACACUCUAAGCUGCUGAACGUUAAAAGAACUGAACUGAACUUACAUAUGUACAUAUUAGUUAUGGAACGCUUUUGAGUGGUAUACCAUGGAAUAUCCCAGGAGUCUCUUCUGUUUUCUCAGUAUACACACGAGCCUUUAGAAAGCGUUGCGUAACUAUUUUAUACUAUGCCAUAGAAAAUACAGUAGGCAGCAUAACAAAUACGACAUAUGCGCAGACAUCAUUUUGAAUGGCUUUGAACUGCUUGUUGCUUCCCAUGGUUUAAGAUGACAACAUUUUUAAAACUCCAAACCUGUUUAAUAAUUAACAUUAAUAACAAACUGGUUAUUAAUGAAAAUUCAUGAAUAGAAAAAAUUCAUGUAAAUAUUUAUUUUAGUCAAACGCUAGCAAAAGGAAAAGGGAAAUUCGAGCACCCUUCAGCCAGCAGACUAACUCUCUAUUUCGAGUGACAAGCGAGGUGAGCCUGCGAGGGGCCAUUCUCCUUUCGCUUGCUGUUUUCUAGUAACAUCCAAGCCACUAUGUUACCUAUUGUUUGUAUUAGGGUCAAAAGCCAAAUGAACUAUAGAACAUAUAAUGAUCUCAUGUUGUAACCAAUCACUAUCAAGUGCACUGACAAUGAAUGGAAAGCGACAAAAAGUUGAAUAAUAUACAAGGAGAAACUUUUUGGUUUUACAUCCUCUCAACUUACAUCCGAAGAUUUGGGUGUAGGAGGCGCGCAAAUGAUUCCUCGCCUAACCUUUCCGGUUAGCACUCAUCUCUAUGCUCCAAACUGACAUUUCCCUCUCAGUGGCUUUUACAAGACAUUUCCCUUUUCCUACAUGAAAUUUCUGCUUGAUAAAAUGUUCGUGAAAGUCUAGGUCUGUUCAAUUAAUAGUUUGGGGAAAAAAUUUCGGGAUGGCACGAGAACAAAAGUUCAAAAACUACUUGUGAACUUAUGUUAUUUACGUAUAUUGUUUUUAGAUGCAGAGUACUGUUGUGAAACACAAGAAAGAUGGCGGCCAAUCCUGUGGUAGACUACUUGUAGUCCCCCUUUUUCCUCAGGGAUAGUAGCGAAACGCGAAACGCACGUGAAAAUCACCUCACGCAUCUCGCCUUUUUCGCGUGGGGGGAUUUUCACGGUGAUAGGCUCCUGACCACCCAAACCACUAGACUUCCAAGGACUUCUUGGGAAGAAGUGGUUUGAAUUGCAAGUAUAUAGCAUCAACUUUAACCCUAAAUAGAAGCUAACCGUUUUUAGAGUCAGUGCUUAACCCUAAGCACUAUUCUCAGGGCUUAACCAUUAAUCAGUAUUGAUCAGUGCUUAACCCUAAUCAGUAUUGACAGUCAAUUUGAUUCUUUCUUUCCUUUGUAGAGAAUAAAUUUGUGUAUGAAUCAUAAUGAGUCAACGUCAUGAUUUUGGAGUAUGUAGAUGAGUAUUAACCCACCAUUUGGGGUCUGCAUUGAUAUUCGCGUUUAGUGAGUUGGCGCGUUAGUUCGAUAACUGAAUGCGAUAAAAAUGGGGGUCGUGAACAUCUGAUGACUAUUCUUUGUCUUGAGAGAGUUAAGUUCAACAAAUCAAAGCUAAAAGGCUGUAAACCAUGUAUAAAACAACUAAUCCUGACAAUCUGAUGUAGGAGGCGAAGACUCCACCGGAUUGGCCGCCAUCCAGUUCUUGUGUUUCACAACAGUACUCUGCAUUUGAAUCAAGAGACUAUAAAGGGGACAGAGAGGCCAUCCCCCAUAUACACCCUAUUCCAUAGGUAAUUCGUCUCGAGUUAUUUUUAGAAUCGGGAUAAAGUUACCUCGCGCGAGGCGUGGAUGUUUCGUGGAGGUUUCGCAUGACCAAACGCCGUGCAAAACAUGUCGGGCGAGAGGCAAUGAAAGCGUAAAAAGAUCGAGAGCAUUCCUGAAUAUUGAAGCGAAAUGAGUCGGCGCUCACCUGGGAAAAAGGAAUCGCUGGACUCUUUGACAACCCGUGAAAUCAGUUUAACUCGAAGUUGUCGUAACCUCAGUGCUUUAAUAAAAUGAGAAAUUUCGCCGGUCUAUUGAAACCGGUCGUUUGUACAAUUUAGGGAGUUUAAGAUCCAACGACGCGGACGACAACUAGAACGUCAAAAAAACAAUAGGUUUAAUUAGCAAAACAACAACUUCGCACGUGCAACACACUUUUUUGUUCAUUUCUUUCCCGUUUUUGCACGACUACGACGUGAAAAUGCCUAAUUUCGCGUUUUAUGGAGGACGUAAAUAAGCAACGACGAAAUUUUAUUUCUCUUUCUGAGCUUGAAUAUGGUCCCUUGAAAUUCAGCUUUAGGAGGGUUCGCCUACAAUUGACAAAGUAAGUGGGUAGGAAUAAUCGCUAUAAAGACUGAAAAAAAUAAACAUCAAACCAGAAAUUGCUCUCUUCAAACUGUAAAUUAUAAAUGAUCCUGAGAGAAUAUUCAGUGUGUUAAGGAUUUCCCUGCUCUACUGUUAGCUCUAUACAAGAGAGGAAGGGCGAUUCUUUUUUAAUUUCGGUUUCGCUAACACAGCUUUCGCAGAAAUCUCGCUGUAGUCGUUUUCGUCGACAAAAGGAAUAGCAAAAUCGCUCCCCGCGUCUUCCCCCAUUUCGUUCUGCGUCAUUUCGUGAAGGACGCGUGGCUCUCAGCGUGGGUCAUCCACGCGGAACACAUUCGCGCUAUGUGAUUGGCUGUUGUCUAAUCCCUCUUGAGAUUUGUGGUGUUAAAAAUAACUCGAGACGAAUUACCUAUGGAACAGGGUGUAUAUAGGGGAUGGCCUCUCUGUCCCCUUUAUAGUCUCUUGAUUUGAAUACAAUAUACGUAACUACAGUGGAACCUAAUAAGCCCCUUCAUCGUCAACAAUGCACCAUAAUCUUCCACAAAAUUCCAAAUGAAACUUUUGAUUUGAACUUAAAGUCACGUCACAUAUUCGAAUUUUCAAUUCGAAAGGAAGCGGAAGUAAAAAAUACACAGGAACCGAGUAACGACUAGGUACGAGUCUACAGAUAGGAGGCUUGGAACCUGAGCUUUCCUCAUCUCUGAUGUGAUCAUCGUCAUGGCUGCUCGAUGGUUACCGAACAGCGAAGAGUUUUUCGUUGGACUGGUUAGACUGUUCGAGGCAUCAGAAACUAAUCUGAACUCAGCAUCAUAUGAUAAUUCUGAAUUUUUAUUUCGUCGACUUGAUGCUCACGAGAUAGACUGCGAGAAGUCUCUCUUUUUCGUGCCUCUCCCGUCUCGCGCCAUCAGUCACGCGCGUGGCCAUUUGCGUGUCUCGCGGUUUGCUCGACGGACUAAAGAAAAAAGAGAGACUGCUUGUAGUCUACUCACGAGAGAACUUUGUCAACUCUGCUAACAGUGUUGACAAACCUACACCACUCCCGCGGUUCGCGGAUGAAUAAAUUCUAAUAAAGCCUUCAUAGCUUAGCUGUAACUAGGAUCUCCUUUUGGGAUUUUACCUUGCGAUAUGAGAUGAUGAUUUCUGUAAGGUACCAUUUCCCCAUGAGUGUGUCCUUUAGGUUAGGCAACGCCGGAUGGUAUUGUGUUACAAAGGGCAGUAUUUUCUUAGGUGCGGUUUUGUUUUUCUGCGCCAGCGACAUUUCUCUAUAAGAGAAUUUAAUCUCUGAAAGGUGUUUUUCUACAAUUCUAGCUGGAUAAUCUCUAUUCUGCAGGCGUGUUUUGAAAUUACCCAUGUUUUUAUCAAAAGUUAAUUGAGACGAAUUUGUUCUCAGAAGCCUGAACGCUUCUCCUUUUAUAAAGUUUUAGUUUGCCACUCCAGCCCUCACAAUCUGUUGGAUUGUCCUAGAGUUACCCUUAUCAUUCACAUUGUCCGCCAUAUUGACCAGAGAGUUCGAGUGAAGGGAAAUUUCGCGCCAAAAUGCAGUUAUGCAAACAUCCCGUAUGUAUAGUAUAGCGAAACUCUUAUCAUUUCCGGUUCCUGUGUAUUUUUACUUCCGCCUCCUUUCGAAUUGAAAUUUUGGUUUUUCGAAUUCGAAUAUGUGACGUGACUUUAAGUUCAAAUCAAAGGUUUCAUUUGGAAUUUUGUGGAAGAUUAUGGUUGCAUUGUUGACGAUGAAGUGGCUUAUUAGAGUGGAGAAGGUGAAUUGAAGUUCAAAUCAUGUAAUUUGCAUUUUAGUUGGAAUGGUGAUUUGAACUUCAACAUCCGCGACGUCGAGUCUUCCCUUUAUAGUUUUAACUUGUUCAAAGUAACUUCAAGUUCGAAUGAUGCUAUUUUGACUGCGUUCAUUGCGAUUUCAAAUUCAUAUGACGAGAUUUCGACAUGGAUAGUCUAAUUUUUGAACUUCAAAUUGUCUUUUAUUUUUUAUUAUUUUUGUCCGCAAAUGUACGCCAUAUGCUGCCAUAUGCGCAUUGCCUUGCUCACUAAAAUGUCUAAUUUUGACCAUUGUUUAAAAGAAUCAGUGGACAUUCAUCACUGAUCUUUAAAUAAGAGAGUUGUGCGUUGACAACCAACUUAACCGGAAGUUGAUCAUACACCGCUCCGUUUCUCAAGCUCACUAAUGUGUUUUGAGAACCACGCCCGGCUGGAAUAGUGAUCAAGCUGAUGGCGAGAUCAAUCAUAUUUGAUCACACACUUUCCAUUCAGAUAAAAAAUGAAGGUGUCUACCUUUAGUUUGGCAAAUUGGCUGCGUGGCAAGAGUUUCCCUGGACCAGGGCAAGCACGGUUAGGGCGAGGGUAGAGAAAAAAGGUAGCAUGCACGCAGACGUCAGAAGCCCGCUACACUGAACAGGCCGGCAGCUAGCAUCUUCGUCCCCAGGGCCCGUCGUUUCUUGGUCACGUAGUCUUGACGCAUAUGAAAGGGAGAGACCGCUAAACGUCAUUAACACGGCAAAAUUUUAAGUUCUGUAAGUUUUACUAACUGAUUUUUGGACGUUGACGAUUUUCUAAGAUCGUGCCAGAAAAUAAAUCCAAAAAAUAAACUGAUCUGUGAAAACGACAUGACGCGAGCAGUCGCUUGAAAUUAGCUAACUCCGUGGUUAUGGGCUCCUGGCGAGGUCACUUUUUCUGCACAUAUGAACCAAAGUGAAGAAAGCUGGGGGCGGUUGCUUUUAAGAUGGUGGUAGAGCUACUGUCUCCCCAACUUUCGCGCUUCUUUCACACGGGAACCGUGUUUGAUUCGCCGGCUCUAUCGAAUAAUUGCCAUAAACGCCUUAUAAUUCAUUACCGUUUUUUUUUUCGUAUAAACAUUUCAUCAGUUACUGAUGUGAACUCGAGGUUGGGAAGCCUGUGUCAUCGACUGACUGCAAGUCCUAAAUUCAGCAGUUCUGUUUUUUUUCUUUUUACUCUUCAGUUUACCAAUUGACUUCAUAUCCUUAUUUUUUUUUUGUUCAUUGUGUUUCGCUUUCGCUUCAUGUCAGCUUUUCAAUUACAAUAAAAAACAUUGAGUCCUAUUUUGUUACACAGCUUAGCAAACCGCACCCAUAAUCAUGCUCUCACGGAGCCAUCGCUUGCAGCUCUAGAUUCACCAUGGAUAUUCAACAGCUCUUUACAGUUCUUAAGAAGGAAGCUGAAUGCCCACUGUGUUUGGAGACAGUCAAUAAUCCCAAGACUUUGCCAUGUAUUCACUCUUUCUGUCUUGAGUGUCUUGACAAACACGCAAAUUUUGCAAGAAGACGGCUACAAGCGACAAUCAAAUGUCCGGUUUGCCAGACAUCUUUCCAAAUUCCUGAAGGAGACUCGUUCAAGAAUUUGCCUGCAUCUUAUCAUCUUAACCGAUUGGUGGAUGUUCUCGCUCUCAAAUAUGGCGGCGUACAGGCCCAGAAAUGCAGCAGUUGUGAUGAGAACAAUACCGCUUCCUCUUACUGUUUUGUCUGUCAAAUAUUCCUCUGUACUUCCUGCUUUGAAGCUCAUCAGCGCCUGAAGAGCACAAGAGGUCAUCGCAAUGUUGUGAUAGAGAAAUUAAAUGUGCAAGAUGUUCGAGAGCUGAUCCACAGACCUGCCAUUUGUUCACAGCAAUAUCACGAAAAUCAGCCGCUGAAGAAUGCAAAGUUCUUAUUUGCCACAAGUGUAGCGUAGUCGGCCAUAAUCGACACAACAUGAUAGACACUCAGAAAGCCGCACAAGUACAGAAGAUGCAAAUGAAGGGCGCUUUGGAGAAAGUGAAAGCGGAAACUGUAAUUUACGAGAACGAAAUUAGGAAACAAACUGAGCUGAUGGACAAAACCAAAAAUGAGAUUUUGUUAGCGGAAAAGAAGAUGACAGAUGCCGUGGAGGAACGUAUCCUUAAAUUACGAGAACAUGAGAGGGUCAUGAAAGCCAAAUUUGCUGAAAUUUAUGAGGCGCAACAAAAACAUCACGCGACACGACUAGAAAACUUUGAGUUGGUUUUGACUCAACUGCAAAGCUGCACUGAGCGAGGUGAAAGCGUACUAGAAAGAAACGUCAGUGCCGAGAUUCUUCAAACAAAUCAGAUCGUUGUUGGACGCUGUGAAGAACUUUUGAACGCAACAAAACCUGACAUUUAUAAACCACCACACGUGCAUUACAUAGUCGAAAAUCAACUGAAUCCGGGUUUGGAUCGAAUUGUGGUUAGUAAUACAGAUCCCUUACUUUGCUUAGCGGAAGUGGACAAUCAAGAACUUGUAAGAGAAAAAACGGUGGCAAAUUUCAUCAUUGUAACUAGAGAAUCAGAUGGAAAGCAGUGUUAUCAUGAAGAUGAUGAAGUAAAAGUCAACAUUAUAACUCCAGCAGAUGAUCAACUGGAAACAGAGAUAAAAGACACCAAAGACGGCAAGUACACAGUAACAUACACACUGUACGAGAGUUUUACCAACCCUACCCCUCACAGUUUUGUGACGUUGAGCAGCACUACCAAAUUAGGGCUAGGGCUACCAAAUAGGGUAAUGAGCACGUGCGUGCUGAGUAAGCUAGAACGGGACGAGUCGAAAAAAUAUUGUGAGCGCGAGUUUUCUUUUGAGGUUUUUUCAUCGAGUUUCGUGAGAGUCUGUGAGUCGGAUUGAAGCGGAAUAAACCAGGAAACCGUGUUAUUGUGAGUUCUAUGGGCUGUGUUAUUGUUCAGCUCAUUUUUGGUGCCGAGACCAGGAUGCGCUGAAGAAAUACACAACGCUAGCGAGACAGUUUGAGAAGCGAAGUGAUCCUUUCUCGGAGUCAAAACAAACAUGAGCGACAGCGAAGAACCGAGCGACGAAGAACAACGUCUCAUAAAAGAGAUCGACAAGGAAAUUGAUAAGGUCAAGUACUUCAUGGAGGAGAUAGAUGAACUGAUCGAAAUUCAGGAUUAUUCGGAGAUGGAAAUAGUCAACAAACGAGCUGUGAAAAUCAUUACAAAGCUAUCGGAUCUUAUUUCACAGACAGAAGAAUUAAAAAUUGAGCGAGGAUUGUCGCCUCGGACGGUGAGACAGUGGAGAAAAGACACUAAAUCAAAGUAUGCAGCAUCUGUCAGCGAAAACGAGAGGCUUAGAAAGUGUUUAGAUGAUAAAGAGGAAGAAAUUACGCGACAAAAAGAAGUUUUGAAGCGGGAACAACAGUUGGAAGAUGAGCGGCGAUUGUACGUGUUACGUGAAAAACAACAGGAACACGAGCGUGAGUUGUGGAAGGAAAAGCUUGAAGCUGAAUUACUUGUGGCAGAAAAGAAAUUAGAAAUGGAGAAAACAGCUGUUUCCAGCACCACAAAGUUACCGAAAUUAAAGAUAACACCGUUCAAGAGUACCGCCGGCGACUGGAUUAGAUUUGAAAACAUGUUCCUGACGCAAGUUGAUGCGAAGUCGAUUUCCGACGAAGAGAAAUUCGGGUACCUUCUGGAAUCCGUUAGCCCGAAGGUGAGAGACAGAAUUGCAAAUUUAAAGCCUGGAACUGUUGGUUACAAGACAGCGUGGGAUAGACUAAAGAAAGAAUAUGGGCAAACAAAGGUCGUCAUGAAUGCGCACAUGGAAGAAAUCAUCAAUUUAUUUCCAGUCAAGGGCUCCAAUUAUUUCAAGGUGCAAGAAUUCUACGAGAAACUGAGUAGGAACUAUGACGCCCUUCAAACCCUGGAAGAAGGCCAAAAGUUACAAGGGUUUGUUAUGACUACGCUCAACAAGUUACCUCACGUAAAGCCCGAUCUGGUGAGAGUGGAUGACAGUUGGGAGGAAUGGUCCAUGGAAGACCUGAUUGAUGCUCUGCAGAAGUGGCUUAGGAGAAAUCACGUCGAAAGCAGCAAAUGCGAAAAACAUCUUUUCUCACAGCAGCAAGGAGAUAAACUGAAACCCUAUUGCCUUUUCUGCCGAAAACAAGAGCACUGGAGUGAGGACUGUACCCUAGUAACAGCAUUAGCGGACAGGAAGAAGUUCUUCAUAGACCACAAGUUAUGCUUUAAUUGUGGAAGGCAAAACCACAGAGCAGACCAGUGCCGUAGGCGUGGCUGCGCCAAGUGUAAACACAAACACCAUAGAAGCAUAUGCGAUAGACCGGAGAGGGAAAGCAGUAAUCCAGAUGGAGUGUCAUUGACAGUCUACUCCAAUUAUGCAGAGGAGAAAGUGCUACCUGCGAUUAUUCCCGUCAGUAUUGGGGGGCAAGUGCUUUGGGCUUACCUAGAUACAGGAUCUGGACGCAACUUCAUUUCACGUGAAGCAGUCAAGUUAGUAAAGUUGAAACCGACACGUCACGAGACUCGCGAAAUCUUGACAGUCAAUGGAACCAAAGUCCAGACAAUGCCAAUCUUUGACACCCAUAUUAAGUCCCUGGACGGGAAAUCAUGCGAAGAGGUGGAAUUCACAGGAUCGAAGUUAGCUGAUUUUACUACAGUGAGAAGGCCAGACAUGAAUCAGCUGAAGUUGAAGUACUCACAUACACAAGACAAGCGGUUCUACAUGACGUCCACAGGAGAACAUCAGAUACACCUCAUUCUCGGAGACGGUGUUUAUAGCAGAAUAAGGACGGAGAGAGUACUCAAAGGGCACCUGGGAGAGCCGCUGGUAGAGGAGACAACGUUCGGUUGGGUGGUCCAUGGGGGAGACGAAUAUGGGAGUGGAAGCAGCUGCAUGUACAUGAGAGAGGUUAAUGACUAUGAGAAACUAUACAGUUUGGAUGUACUGGGAGUCGAGGGCCGGGGAGAGAAUGAUCAGCUGGAUGUUCUGCGUGACUUUAAAGAGAGUGUUGUCAGAAAGCAAGAUGGAAGGUAUGAGGUUGGUUUUCCUUGGAUACCGGGAGCUACAUUAACGAACACAAAUGAAGCACUUAGCAGAAAGCGGCUUGAAAACGUGGAGAGAAAGCUUUCAAGAGAUAAGAAACUGAAAGGAGAGUAUGGUGGCAUAAUUGAAGAGCAACUCAGAGCAGGGGUAAUCGAGGAAGCACCUCAGAUUCCAUCUGGAAAACGUGUGUUUUACAUGCCUCACAAGCCAAUUGUAAAGCAGAGUGCAGUUACGACUAAGGUUCGCAUGGUGUUUGACGCAAGUGCUAAGCCCCAAUGAUUGCAUGAUUGCUAAGCAUCAAUGAUUGCAUGUUCACUGGUCCUCCGUUGCAGCCGCUUCUUUGCGACAUAAUGAUUAGAGUGCGAAUGUCCACAAGUCUGCUCCUUGGAGACAUAGAAAAGGCGUUUCUCCAGAUAGGUGUGAAGGAGGAGGAUAGAGAUGCAGUCAGAUUCUUGUUCAACAUUAAAGGAACAGAGAAACAUUUAAGAUUUACACCUAUACCUUUCGGAGUUGAAGCAAGCCCUUUCCUACUGGGAGCCACUCUGCAGCAUCACUUUGAACAACAAGGGUCAGAAUUUGAAGAGACAGUGAGAGCACUUAAGGAGAACACUUAUGUUGACAAUCUCAUGCAAACGGGAGGAAAUGUAGAGAAACUCAUGCAGUUCAAAGAAGAGACUACUGCCAUACUUGAGUCUGCCAGGUUUCCGGUGCACAAGUGGGAAUCUAAUGUCAAGUUUCUUGAAAGUGAAGGCAUGCCAAAUCCAAGCAAGAUCCUCGGACAUGUGUGGAAUAAGGAUGAUGACACACUGGAGUUGCUUGCAAAGCCUUUUCCACAAGAACAUCCAGUGACCAAGCGCACUAUACUCAGUUACCUAGGAACUGUCUAUGACCCACUCGGGAUAAUCUCGCCCACCAUGGCUGAGGGAAAGCAUAUUUAUCGAGAAGCCUGCGAUGAGAAGAAAGGCUGGAAUGCAGAAGUUUCCCCCAGAUUGAAGAACCAAUGGUUAAGGUGGACGAAGCAACUUAAAGAUGUAAGAGUGCCUAGAAGUAUUGCUUCAUUUGUUGGAGAGAUAGGAGCAGUCCAUUUACAUAUUUUCGCAGAUGCCAGCAUUCUAGCAUGCUGUUCAGCAGCUGUUGCGGUGGUAGAACAUGAGGCAGGCCUGACCAAAGGACUUCUGACCUCAAAGUCGCGGAUAUCAAAGAGAAGUACAUGAAUAGCAAGACUGGAGCUCGUGAGUGGCCACAUGGCAGUAAACAUGGCGAAGAACCUCAGCACUGCUCUCCAGCAAUGGCCCAUUCAAGCCAUCAACAUUUGGAUGGACAGUAUGGUAGCACUAUAUUGGAUAACCAAUCCUGGGAGAGGAUGGAAGGUGUUUGUAUCAAACAGAGUAAAGAAGAUGGCAGAAACCGCUGGUCCAAUGAACAUCACGUGGAAGUACUGCCCAUCAGAGUUGAAUCUAGCAGAUCUCGGAAGUAGAGGGGCAACCAUUGUGAAGAUGGAGAGAGGAAACUGGUUUGCCGGUCCGGAUUGGCUCUUGGACAAAAGGCGGUGGCCGGAGCAGCCAAGGCUGAAUAGCACCAAAGAAGCAGAUGAAGAGAGUAAGGUCACCCAAGAAGCAGUUCUCCGCACACAAGAGCGCAUGUUCGAUGAGUGGGAUGCCUUGUUAGAAAGAAGCACCUCCUGGCGUACAAUGAGAGUAACAGCAUGGGUGUUACGUUUUAUCAGAAACUGCCAAGCGAGAAGCAAGUCAAAGAAGAUGUCAGGGCCAUUAGUUACGGAAGAAAUCACAGCUGCAAGUGACUACUGGGUAAAGCGAGUUCAGAAAGCAGAGGAAACAUGUCUGAAGUCCCCAGGAUGGAAGUUGGUCAAAGAUAACAGUACAGGAGUUCUCAGGUGUGAAGGCAGAAUUAAAGGAUAUCGGCCGAUUUACCUUCCUGAUGGUCUACUUGCGGAGAAGCUUAUCCUUCACAUCCACAAUCAGGUCAUGCAUCUUGGUGUCGCGAACACGAUGGCGAGCAUGAGAGAGAACUGGUGGAUACCAAAGUUGAGAGCGAAAGUGAAGAAGGUCAUUAAGAACUGCAACAUCUGUAAAGUAUACUCCACCAAACCUUAUGGAGUGCCAUCAACUAGUGCUUUGCCAGAAUAUAGAACGGAGGGGAGCAGACCGUUUGAAGUAACCGGAGUGGACUUUGCCGGACCCUUGCUGUACAAGGUCGGUAAGAAAGAAGAAGGAAAGUGCUAUGUCAUUAUUUUCACCUGUGCCAGCUCCAGAGCGGUCCAUUUGGAAGUUGCAAGAACCCAAACGGCAGAGGAAUUCAAGAGUAAGCUGAAUGCCUUUAUUUCGCGACGAACAAGACCUCGCAUCAUCAUCUCGGAUAAUGCCAAAGUGUUUAAGGCUACAGCAGAUUGGAUCAAGACAGUGAGGAGAAGUGAGAAGUUGCAGAAUUACUUAGCACGUGAGAACAUUCGCUGGCAGUUUAAUCUUGCAAAGUCACCCUGGUGGGGAGGAAUCUAUGAGAGAUUGAUUAAGGAGAUAAAGAAGACCUUGCAUAAGACCUUGGGAGGUCACAUCUUUCCUAUGAAGCAUUUGAAUCAGUCAUCAUGGACAUCGAAAGAAAUUUGAACAAUCGCCCCUUGACAUAUGUUGAAGCAGAGAGAGAGGAAGAGGCGGUACUUACACCAAACAUGAUCCUGUGGGGACGAGAUGUGUAUGCUGUAGAAGACACCGAAGGCUCAGCUGGAGAGAAGCUAACAAAGAUGGCCAAACGAUUGGAAAAUGCUAAGGCCAAUGCAUGGAAACGCUGGAAAAGGGAGUAUGUCCAUAGCCUAAUGGAAAGUCACAGGCUUAACAAGGAAACGGGAAAACUAUACCUCAAGUGGGAGAAAUUGUACUCAUCAUUGGAGACGAAAAGAACCGCGGAGAAUGGAGAAAGGGAAAAGUAGUGCGUCUUAUCAAAGGAAAAAAGAAGAUGUCGUUAGAGGGGUGACAUUGUUACACAAAAGGCACACUAUUGAACGCCCGCUUCAGUUAGUUUGUCCCUUGGAAAUCAGAGCUGUGGAGAAUGUUGACCAAUCUCAAAGGGGGGAGAGAGAUCGAGCUGAUGAAGGAGAACAGAGACCAAGACGAGCUGCAGCUCAGAGGGCUGCUCAGAGAAUCACAGAACAAUUGCAAGAAGAAGAGAAUUGAUAAACUGAACUGUGUUCAAGUAUAAAACCGGACUGUCAUAUAGCAAAUCGGAUUAGUUUCAAGUUACGUUUGAUUGUAAAAAUUGCGUGCUACAAUUUUUAGGGGAGUUGUGUACGAGAGUUUUACUAACCCUACCCCUCACAGUUUUGUGACGUUGAGCAGCACUACCAAAUUAGGGCUAGGGCUACCAAAUAGGGUAAUGAGCACGUGCGUGCUGAGUAAGCUAGAACGGGACGAGUCGAAAAAAUAUUGUGAGCGCGAGUUUUCCUUUGAGGUUUUUUCAUCGAGUUUCGUGAGAGUUUGUGAGUCGGAUUGAAGCGGAAUAAACCAGGAAACCGUGUUAUUGUGAGUUCUAUGGGCUGUGUUAUUGUUCAGCUCACACACCACAGUGUGUUGGACAACAUAGGCUAGAGAUCCAAGUUAAUGGACAGUCGCUGACUGGUAGUCCCUGGGUAUUGCAGGUGAUUCAGCAUCAGUAUCAAUUUGCGUUUCAAUUUGGAUCAGAAGGGAAAGAACAAGGGCAGUUCAAGAGUCCUUGUGGUAUUGCUGUGAAUGAUAAAACAAGGACGCUUGCUGUUGCUGAUGUAAGCAAUAAGAGAGUUCAGAUGUUUGGCUUUGAUGGGAAUUUCCUCAGAGAGAUAGCAUUGGAAGUUGAAACGUAUUCGGUGGCUUUUACCGAGUCUGGUGACCUCCUUAGCACUGUCGAGAGUGGCGACAAUAAAGCCACCUUGUACUUGUGCACUGAGGGUGGUCAAUUCAUUCGAUACAUCAGCGAAGAACAUUGGAAGAUACCAUGGUACAUAUCUGUUGUGAGUGAUGGUCGCAUAAUCACAAGUGACUAUGAUGACAAAACAAUCAAAGUUCUCAGUCCUGAUGGGAAAAACCUUCUUCAGUCGUUCAGUGCUCCUGGUUGUGAUGCGGGGCCAUGGUGUGUUGUUUAUCAGCAAGACAAAUUUUUUGUCUCUUAUCCAAAAGCUAACCGUGUCAUGGUAUUUAACAACGCAGGGGAGUAUCUACAUGACAUAUGCAGUGAGGGAACUGGUGAUAAGCAGUUCUCGUGUCCCACUGGUCUCGCUAUCGACAAGUUCAACCGUUUGAUCGUUUGCGAUGCGGGGAACAGAAGACUGCAACUGUUCACACUUGACGGAAAAUAUGUCUCUAAGGUAGCCGGGAGUUGUUUUGAUCAUAAAAGUCAUCUUAUUGGUUGUGCCGUGUCUCAUACUGGACAUUUGUUUGUUACAGAUUUAAACAAACACUGUAUUUACGUUUUCAACUAG
Messenger RNA from Porites evermanni, 15835 nucleotides. Lineage: Eukaryota; Metazoa; Cnidaria; Anthozoa; Scleractinia; Poritidae. The record is from the annotation of a GenBank genome assembly.